CGUAAUAGUAAAGAGAAAGAUUUUUUGGAAGGAAACCAUGCAUACUGUGAGUUAUCGAGAAAGAUUUUUUGGGAGUAAUAAACUUGCAAAAAAGUAGGAGUAGGAGGUAGGUAGUUAUAACACUAAAAAUUAAGAGAAAAUUAAUAAUGUGAGGCAAAUUUUUGAUCAAAUCAAAGAAUUGGCCUGUUGUGCAUAUGCAUAUGCAGUGGUGGGUCUGAAGCUAAGAAGAAUGAAGAAGAGGACGGCGGAGGUUGUGAUGGCGGUGCUGGUGGCGGCGGGGACGGCUAUGGGUCUGAGGAUAGACGUGAGAUCGGGGACGUCGAAAUGCGUAAGGGAGGAGAUGCACGUGAAUAGUAUGACGAUCGGAAAGUACUCCAUCGUCAACCCCAUCAUCCAUCUCCCCCCUCCCAUUUCCCACAAGAUCACCGUCCGGGUGACGUCUCCAUUGGGGCAGUACUAUCACUAUGCGGUGGACACGGACCACGGCAACUUCGCAUUCACGGCUGCCGAGAAAGGGGAAUACAAAAUCUGUUUCUGGGCUGCCCAACACAUUCCCCCCGCCACCGUUUCCGUCGACUUCGAAUGGAAGUCCGGUUACGCCACCAUCGACUGGUCCAAAAUCGCCAAGCGACGCCAAAUCCAAGGGGUGGAGUUCGAGCUCAGAAAGAUGUUCGACACCGUGUUAACCAUCCACGACGAGAUGUACUUCCUUCGCGAAAGGGGGGAGGAAAUGCAGGCACUGACAAGAUCAACAAACACAAAGAUGGCAACCUUUAGCUUUCUGUCUCUACUGGUUUGCAUGUCUGUGGCUGCUCUUCAGAUUUGGCAUCUCAAGAAAUUUUUUGAGCAUAAAAAACUCGUAUGACGACGACGUUUUUUGUUUUUUUUUGUAUUUCUUUAAUUAAUUAACCUUUUAUUUAAUCCAAAUCUACGUAUUUUUGUUCUAUCAAAUACGGAGUCCCAUAGUUUGAAUUCCAAAUAACAAACGGAGCCUAGUUUAAUUUGGAUACAUAAUCCUUCGGUAUAAAGUUAUAUCCACGUCUUUUUUCCCCCGAAUUAGUGUAAUAAUCAACUGAGGAAAGCAACAUCAUUCUCUUCGAACCUUGAUCGAAUUCAAACGAACACAGGUCGUCACUCUUUUUGAACACCUUAAAAUGCCUACCCACAAAAUAAAGGAUUGUCCGACUU
Molecule: messenger RNA, 1188 nt
Organism: Cuscuta campestris
Lineage: Eukaryota; Viridiplantae; Streptophyta; Magnoliopsida; Solanales; Convolvulaceae
Source: the annotation of a GenBank genome assembly